UUUAUUCAUUUUCCGACAGGGAACUAAGCCUGCAUCAUGCCGUCAGGGAACCUGCAGAUAGCCAACGCCACGCAGGACGACGAGGGGCCGUACAAGUGUGCCGCCUACAACCCCGUCACCCAGGAGGUCAAAACAUCCACCUCAACCGACCGCCUGCGCAUCCGCCGCUCCACCUCGGAAGCGGCUCGCAUCAUUUACCCGUCGGGGUCUCGCUCAAUCAUGGUGACCAAAGGCCAGCGGCUGGUGCUGGAGUGUGUGGCCAGUGGCAUCCCCGCUCCUCAGGUCGUAUGGGCGAAGGACGGGCGGGACCUGCGCUCCCGCAACAACACGCGCUUCCUGCUCAGCAACCUGCUGAUCGACGCGGCGGGCGAGGCCGACUCGGGCACCUACGUCUGUCGAGCGGACAACGGCGUGGGCGAGGCCAGCUCCGCGGUUUACGACGUACAAGUGUUUGAGCCUCCCCAGGUGACCGCGGUGCUGCUGCACCAGCAGGAGGUCGCGUACGGCGACGCGGUGCGCUUCACCUGCCAGGUCCGCGGGAAACCCGUCCCCUCGGUGAUGUGGCUUCACAACGCCCGUCCCCUGGCGCCGUCCCCCCGCCACCGCCCGUCCGCCCGGAUGCUGCGGGUCUCCAACGUGGGCCCUCAGGACGACGGGCUGUACCAGUGCAUGGCUGAGAACGGGGUGGGCAGCUCACAGGCUUCCGCUCGCCUGAUCACCGUAUCGACCGGGAUCUCGUCCAGGGGGAAGCUGCCCUCAAUCUAUCGGCCGCUCAGCCCGGACAAGGUGCUGAGAGAGCAGCCGCCGGUGAGGCCCGGGGCCGCGGGGGCCAUGCUGCCCCUCGACUGCUCCGAGGUGCCGGGACAGAUCCUGCCCGCGGAGGCCCCCAUCAUCCUGAGCCUGCCUCGCACAGGCAAGGCGGACUACUACGAGCUCACCUGGAGGCCGCGGCAUGAGCGAGGUGGCCCCGUGCUGGAGUACAUGGUCAAAUACAGAAAGGUGGGAGAUGCUCUGGCAGACUGGACCUCCAGCAGUAUCUCAGGGACCCUCCAAAAGCUGACUCUGGCUAAGCUGCAGCCAGACAGCCUGUAUGAGGUGGAGAUGGCCGGCAAAAACUGUGCAGGUUUGGGCCAACCUGCUAUGAUGACCUUCAGAACUGGCAAAGGUCGCAGAGGUUUAGGGCAAGUUGACCCACCGAAAACUCCCGCCGUUCCUUCGCCGAGCCUCUCUCCUCCAGAGGCCCCCGACAAGCCCACCGUCUCCACGGCAACGGAAACGUCUGCGUACGUGUCUUGGAUUCCCCGCGCUAACCGCGGCUUCCCCAUCCAGUCGUUUCGGGUGGAGUACAAGAAGGUGAAGAAGGCCGGCGAGGACUGGGUGACAGCGGUGGAAAACAUCCCCCCGUCGAGGCUCUCUGUGGAGAUCACGGACCUGGAGAAAGGCACGUCCUACAAGUUUCGCGUCGUGGCGGUGAACGUCAUCGGCUCCAGUCCUCCCAGCGCCCCGUCGAAGGCGUACACGGUGGUGGGCGGGAGAACCCACGAGCGGCCCGUCGACGGACCCUACAUCACCUACAACGAGGCCAUCAACGAGACCACCGUCAUCCUCAAAUGGACGUACACUGCAGUAAACAACACCCCCAUCUACGGUUUCUACAUCUACUACCGGCCGACGGACAGCGAUAACGACAGCGACUACAAGAAGGACGUGGUGGAGGGAGACAGAUACUGGCACUCGAUCACCGACCUCCAGCCGGAGACGGCUUACGACAUCAAGAUGCAGAGCUUCAACGAGAAGGGGGAGAGUGAAUUCGGCAACGUGGUGAUCCUCGAAACGAAAGCUCGUCCUAAUCACCAUCGGCCCACACCGUCGGAGACCCCGGAUUCCAGGUUCGAAAGCCCCAGCGGACUGGUGCCGCGGCCCGGCGACCUCCCCUACCUCAUAGUUGGCAUCGUCCUGGGAGCCUUCGUCUUCAUCAUCGUCGCCUUCAUCCCCUUCUGCCUUUGGCGGGCCUGGGCCAAGCAGAAGCAAACGGCCGACCUGUGCUUCCCCGCCGCGGCCGCCCCCGCGUCCUCGUGCCAGUACACCAUGGUCCCCCUCCAGGGACUGGCUCUGGUCGGUCACUGCCCUCUGGACGGCCGCGCACCGCCGCCGCGACACGGCGGCUACCCUGCUAACGGGGAAUACGACCCCAACAGGAAAGCUUGCCCCGCCACGCGCGGCCUGCCCGGGCGCCAGCAGGAGGAGGGGCACUGCAAUAUGGAGUGUGACACGUUGUUGCCCCAGACGAUGUCAAAUGGACAUCUGCCUGCUUACCACCAGUACUCGUCCAGUGGUGCAGAUCAUCACGAACAGAGCUGCUGUCCUCCUGACGACUCCACUCUGGAGCUCCUCGACAACUCCCAUCAGCACCUCUGUUCACGGGAAUUGGAAGGUGACGGCGACUUCUUUGAUGGCGAUGAGGUCGAGGACGGCUUCACUUACAAGCCGGCAUCCUACCCUCAUCUCUCUCUAGAAGACGAAGGGAUUUUCACCACUUCGUCUUCAGCAGCCUCGACGCCGCAAUCCGCUGACGUAAGAAUACAGGAAGUGAACAUCCUCCCGAGUGAGGGGUCCCCUGAGGACGGAGGGACCGCCAACACAAGAGACGCUUAAGAGACAGUUCCACAAACGGAAGAAAACAAGAGAAAAAAAUAUUUAUUUUUGUAUCACAGAUAUUUAUAUAUUUAAGCUUUUUGUACAUACUGAUUAUACUGUAUAUUAGUUUAUUUUCACAUUGGAAAAGAAUCUCGCUGAGCUGUCUGCAUUUCCCGGGGAGGACAAAUGGACACGAGACGUUGUUCCUUGUGUGAAGAAGACGACGACCAGUCGAGGGACCUUAAGCCUGCAGUUCAGCACUUCAUCACUAGACCUUCCUCACUCCCUGAAUUGAAUCACCGGUACUUUGCUCCAUGUACAACAAACAAAGGGACCGUUGCUGCAGUCGUGAGCCGCUUCUUUGCUGUUUAGUUCUGUUGCUUCUGUUACAUAUUCACAACCGUCACUUUGUAUAGCAAUAACACAAAUGUAUUAUGGAUUGCUCAUUAACAAUAUAUUAACACGUGUAUGCACCAUAAAUCAUUUUCUGUAGCGUACAAGAGAUUAUAUAUUGUAUAGUUAUUUAUUUUUAUGUUUUUUUUUUUUUUUUACCACUGAAUGGGAGAUUCUGGAAAAACUGUCUUAAACUCAAGUCAUUGAUAAGCUGAACUUCACACUGCAACCACUUCUGUGUUUACUCAUUUGCUGGUUACCAAAUGCCUGCCAGGUGAAGGUCGCUGUGACGUGCGUCAGUAUUACUCCUCCACCACCGGUCGGUGCAUCAAGUAUUAGUCUUUGCCAGAGACGUCUGCAGUCAGAAUGAAGGAGAUCCUGAAUCUCCACCCCCCCCCCCCCCUCUCAGUGUGGCUGUUGUGUGGUUGCACAUGCUGGAGCACUAUUGCUUGUAAAUAAAAGCCUAUGAAAUUG
Gasterosteus aculeatus aculeatus (three-spined stickleback) is the source of this 3504-nucleotide messenger RNA. NCBI's taxonomy places the organism in Eukaryota, Metazoa, Chordata, Actinopteri, Perciformes, Gasterosteidae. The record is from RefSeq and is a predicted model, not a curated record.